This is a messenger RNA of Acipenser ruthenus (sterlet), 7537 nucleotides long. Its product is annotated as ribosomal protein S6 kinase delta-1-like. The record is from RefSeq and is a predicted model, not a curated record. Lineage: Eukaryota; Metazoa; Chordata; Actinopteri; Acipenseriformes; Acipenseridae. Gene Ontology annotation, biological process: protein phosphorylation. Gene Ontology annotation, molecular function: protein kinase activity; ATP binding; phosphatidylinositol binding. The transcript is spliced from 16 exons. Gene Ontology annotation, cellular component: early endosome. Bases 103 to 3264 code for a protein of 1053 amino acids.
CGGGAUUUCCUGCCUCCCGGAAGAGAGUUGGAAGGGAAUCCGGAAGUGUCUCCAGUGCUGGGCUUCCACAGUAGAGAAUGUGAUGGCUUUGCUGUUAGCAGAAUGAAAUCUCAGCGAGACAGAGGGGAAUGUGCCCGAUUCUACACUGUUACCGACCCCAAGAAGCACCAGAAAGGAUACACUGUUUACCAAGUCACUGCCAGGAUCAUCUCCAGAAGGAAUCCUGAGGAUGUGCAAGAGAUAAUUGUCUGGAAGAGAUAUAGCGACUUUAAGAAGCUGCACAAGGACCUUUGGCAGAUUCAUAAAAAUCUAUACAGGCAGUCGGAACUCUUUCCACCCUUUGCCAAAGCCAAAGUUUUUGGUCGCUUUGAUGAGACUGUGAUUGAGGAAAGACGACAGUGCGCUGAAGAUCUGCUCCAAUUUUCCGCCAACAUCCCUGCUCUCUUUAACAGCAAGCAAUUUGAAGAUUUUUUCAAGGAUGGAGAGGUUCAUGACGGCUCGGAGUUGAUUGGCCCUGCUGAGCCCUUUUCUGAUUUCCUUGCAGACAGUUUAUCGGACUGCAGUUCAGAAGUUCAGAAAGAUUUAAGUGGCAUUGAUGAUUUGACAUUUACCAGUCAAUCAGAGUAUGGAGGUCUCUCGAGUGACAACGAUCUGAUAUCUUUGCGAGUGGACACAGACUCUCUUGCUGAGUUUGAUGAUGGAAUGGCCUCAGCCAGCGACUCCCCAAACAAGCUGCUGGGUGGCCCAUCUCCUGAACCCACACGAAAGGAGUCUGUCGGCCAUGAUCCAGAGAUGAGUAAGAAUGGUGCCGAGGGAGGCAGCAGGGGGGUACUCUUCCCUGGCAGCCAGAAGACCAAAAUGGGGAAGAAAGACUACCUAGAAAAGGCAGGUGAGCUGAUAAAGCUGGCUCUGCAGAAAGAAGCUGAACAGGACUAUGAAGGAGCCUUCUCUUUCUACAGAAGUGGAGUGGAUCUGCUUCUCCAAGGAGUUCAAGGUGAGCCUAGCCCCACACGGCGUGAAGCGGUGAAGAAGAGAACAGCGGAGUACAUAAUGCGAGCCGAACAAAUUUCCAAUCAGUACCUAAAAGCCUCAACAGAAAAUGGAUCAGUACAGACAGUGCCUCCAGGACAGCUAAGUUCAAGGCCCACUUGGAACCUGAGGAGCCCUGCGGAGGAACUGAAGGUUUUCAGAGUCCUCGGGGUGAUUGACAAGGUGCUACUGGUUGUGGAUAAAAGAACGCACGAGACCUUUAUUUUAAAAGGUCUGAGGAAAAGUAGUGAGUGCAGCAGGAACAAAAAGACCAUCAUCCCCCACUGUGUGCCCAACAUGGUGCGUCUGCAUAAGUACAUCAUCUCAGAGGAUUCCAUAUUCCUUGUGCUGCAGCACGCAGAAGGUGGGAAGCUAUGGUCCUAUGUGAGCAAGUUCCUAAACAAAAGCCCAGAAGAUAGUUUCAACAUCCCCUGCAUUGAAAGAUCCCAUCCUACAGAAGUCCUUAAUGUGGAACAAUUAGUGCCUGGCUUAGAAGAUGUAGACAGCAGCAUUGAAUCAGGAGGGCAAAGCGAUGGCAGAACACUGCAGGUUCUGCCCAUGAAGAUCAGCCUGACACCCACCUCCCAAGAAGACAGCAGCACUCAGGAUGAGGAUGGCCAGGACAGCUCUUAUGGGUUACUUGACUCAGGGGCCACAUCUGAAGAGGAAUGUACUAAUAGUUACUUAACAUUAUGUAAUGAGUAUGAACAGGAGAAGAUAGAACCAGACUCUUUGUCUGAGGAGCCACUGCUGAAAUCCGAAGAUGACAGCGCAAGCCCCCACAUCGGGGCACAAUGCUCAAGACCUCAUUCCCUGCUCAGCAAUGACAGCCUGUGUUCCCCAAUCACGGCUCAGGAACUUCAGUUCUUUACUGAAGAUGCAAACCCUGAAGUGUUUAGUCCAACCAAGACCACGGAUUCACUGAACCAGUCUAAAAAGAGCCCUAUGGAGUUUUUCCGGAUAGACAGUAAAGACAGUGCCAGUGACCUUGUGGGUCUUGACCUUGGUGACAAGCUUCCAAGCUUGAAAUCAGAACCAGUAAAACAUUUCUGUGCUGUGCCUGUUGAGGACUCAAGUUCCAGUCCUAUUGACACUGUUGAAAUAAAAGGAGGCACGGCAAACUUUGUUAUUGUAGAUAGUGAUAGAGGAUCCAAUGAGUCAGUUCCUGUUAUCUCAUUCCAAGAUGCUGCUUUUGGAGAUGCAGGAAGUUGCGAUGAAGGCAGACCUGACCUCCUAGUGAACUUGCCAGGUGUUUCUGAUUUUUCUGAAGAAAAACUGACUCUGUCCAAAACUUGCCUCAUAGAAGAGGCAAAAGGAUCCCUUACGUUUGGAAAGCCUGAUGUUUUGCAACUGAAUCACAAUUUAGGCCAAGGAACUACUUUUAAAGGAACACUAGAUGAAGAUUUAUUUGACUCUGGCAAAGCAAUCUCAAAUACCUCAGGCACCACCAAUGAAAAGGAUGCAUCAAUUAAAUUUGGUCCUGGUACUACAAUACCGUUAGAGAAAGAUCAGACUCUUAUUUUAGGUUUAAAAACAGAAAAUGAAACUGUGUUUGAUAGUUUUGAUUCUUUUUCUCAGGAACAUGUCGCAGCAGCUUCUUUAGAACUUCAAACAUCACACAACAUGGACACUCUGUUCGUGGACGUCCGUGAAAUUUCCAGUGUGCCUCCUCUGAGUUUACAUAAACCAGCUGGUUUAGAUGGAAAUAAAGGAAAUUCUGACAAUCAGGUCUUGCUUUUUGUUGAGGAGCACCAAAAUAACAGCAAAAGUGAAGAGUCAAAUGCUACAGGUCCCUGUGAAGAAAAAGUGGUUGGGGACAAAGAAGUUUCUCAGAUCUUCAAGGAUCUGGAUGAACUUUUGGUGCUAGCUUCCCAAGCGCACAUUCCAGAGACGCUCAUUCAGCGCUGGGCAGUGGGCUUGGUUGUUGCCCUUGAUGCACUUCACCGAGAAGGAAUUGUAUGCCGUGAUUUGAACCCAAACAACAUCUUAUUGAAUGAUAGAGGACACAUUCAACUAACGUAUUUCAGCAGCUGGAGUGAGGUUGAAGAAUCCUGUGACAGUGAUGCCAUAGACAGAAUGUACUGCGCCCCAGAAGUUGGAAGUAUAUGUGAAGAAACUGAAGCAUGUGAUUGGUGGAGUUUGGGUGCCCUUUUGUUUGAACUCCUCACUGGAAAGGUACGUUUUGCUCACUGUAUCAGUGCCAUCCUGCAGGAAUCAAUAGGCACACAUCUCUAAACAUGCCAGACUAUGUUUCGGAGAAGGCCAAAUCUUUGGUACAGCAGAUCCAACAGCAGCUAAUUUUAAUCCACUUGUGGCUGCAGCCUGCUUCCUAGACCCUACUGUUGCAAUAGAGACACUCAUUGAAAAUAAAGACAAUGAGUUACAAGAGGUGCUGAAGAAAGCUGAAGAAUACAUUGCUGAUUCAGCCCAAACUCUUUCUGACAAUGAUAGUAGCACAGAAACAACUUCAUCUGCUGAAGGAUCCCAAAGUUGUCCCUCACCAAAAAGAGCCAGAUUCCUUUUCUUUUCAAAAGCACCACAGAAGUUACCAGUUUCAGGAUCUGCUCCUUCAGUCAGGCAUGAAAUCAAGAAGUACAAGCACAUUGUGUCAGAGCUCUGCAGCAGUGAUCCAAAUGGAGUUACAUUUUGGAAAUCACAAAGUCCUGUUACUUGAUUUACUUGCCAUGCCAGCCUCUCAAGCAUUUGCUGAAAGAGUGUUCAGCAUUACUGGAGAUCUUACACAGGGAAAAAGAAACAGAGCCAGAGUUCACCUGGAAAGAUGUGCAUUUUUAAAAAUGAACACUUAGUUUCUAUUUUGUAUAAUUUAGAUUUUAUCAUGAUUUUAAAUAUCAAAGCUCAUAACCUCUACCAUCCACGUUUACUUUAAAGUGUGUACUCCAGUUAUCUAAGGAGAUUCCUUAACCUUAAAUACAGUAUCUUAAUAGCUCCAUGGUAGAGGAGAUUUCUAACUCUGUAUAAUUCAUGACAAAUAUGCUGUAUUUUUUGUUUUUCCAACUUUUAAAUGCUUUGCAAUUUACAAGGGCUCUAAAUAUGGUCUGAAAUAUGACGAUUAUUCUGACACAUUUAAAAUAAAUAUAUCAAAGAAAUCUUUAAAAUGAAUAAGUGUAUGAGUUGUUUUCUUUAAAUUAUUCAUAUUGCUUCUGCCUAAUUUACUUGCUCUUUAAAUUGUUUUGGUGUGUACUUUAAUAGAUAAGGAUUUUUUUCAAAAAUAAAUGUCAUUACACUGAUAUGCUGCACAAACCAGUGGUUUCACAGACCCUGAUUAGCACAAAUCCUGGACAACCUAAUGUUGAUUUUUAGGUGUUAGUCUAGGACUAUUGCUAAUCAGAGUCUGUGAAACAAUAUUGGACUACUCAAUGUUAAUUUAGGUAGGGUAGUCCAAGAUUAGAGAUAAUCUGGGUCUGUGAAACCAUCUUAAAGUAGAUAUGGACUAAAACAUGACUAAGUCCUUGGUAAUAGACUAACUGACCGACUAAACCAAUAUCUAUGACUAAGACUAAAUCUCUUGACCAUUUUCAUCGACUAGACUAAGACUUAAACUUAAUUAAAUUAAAAGACUAAAACUGGACUAAAGUUCAACAGGUUUUCAUCAACUAGACUAAGACUAUGACUAAAAUGAAAAAUGCUGAGAAUUAACAUUGCUACAUACCACUUUUAAAGACAAUUCAUAAAACAACCAUCUAAAAUUUGCCAUGAAAUAAAUAUGAACAGGAAUCUGAAGCAUUCUUCAACAAAAUUCUCUGGUUCAAUAAGAAUAAAAUAUUACUUUUCCCCAAAAAUGGACCACAGUAUAUUUGGAGAAAACAUGAAAGCCUUCAAUGAAGAAAUCAUUGUACCUACAGUUAAAUAUGGAGGUGAUUUGAUCAUAAUAGCAUUUUAGCAGUUCACGAACGAGACAUUCAUGUGAUUGACGAUUUGAAUUAAUGCAGCCUUGUAUCAAAACAUACUACAAAGUACAAUGGUUCCAUCUCCUUGUAGGCUGAUUGGCAGACAGUUGAUCUUCCAACACGACAACGACCCAAAACAUAUGGCUAAGUCAACUCUGGAAUUCUUGAAGAAAACAGAGAUAAAAGUUCAUAAUCACCAAUCCAAUAGAAAUGUUUUGGGCUGAUCUGAAAAAAGGUGAAGCCAAGCAUUGUGCAUUCAGUCUAUCUGAGCUGAGGGAAAUAUGCAAGACAGAAUGUGCCCAAAUUUCACAAACAAGAUGUAACUUACUGGUUAAGAAUGAUCCUAAACGACUGAAAGCCAUAAUAAAAGCAAAAGGAAGACACAUGAAAUACUUAAGCAAGGGUGCCAGUACUUUUUUCAUGAACAAAUACUUAAAUUUAAAUAAGUGUGUUUGUUUUUUUGAUACAGAUUAUUUGUUAAAUUUCUAGAAAUGGUGUAUUUUACUUUUUGUUUUAUUACAAAGUGGUUAAAGUUUAUGAAAUGCUAUUAUGGUAUAAUAAGUAUAGGGUGCCAAUACUUUUGUCUGCGACUGUACAUUAUUUAUCAGAUAUCCAUAACUGAAAAAAAAAUUACAUACAAACACUCAUUUCAAACAGGUGUUUCACGUGUUUCAAAUCAUGUGUCCAUCCCUGUCCAUCCCUUGCACACAUAAUCAUAUAUCACACAAAAUAAUAGAAUGCAUAAAAUUCACAGUUUUUUUAAUUCAUUUUUGAGUUGUGGAAAUAACAUUUAAGUUUGGAGUAAAUCCCAGAUAUGCGUUCAGUUAUGUGCUUACACUUAUAAUGUACUGAGAGAAAAUGCAACUUUGUAAAGUCCAAGAAAUAUGAGCCAACUCAGUCAGCUAGAGGUAAGGGUCAUUUUCCCCAUGUAAAGAGGUGGGAACAUUAUCAAAACCAUUUUUUUUUUUCCUUCUUAAGUGUCACAUUCAACCAGUGGCUUGAACAGUUGCCUGAAUGUUGCCUUCAUGGGUUGAAGGGAUUAAGCAGAGCCUUUACAUUUGUCAGUGCAGACUCAAAGAUUGUGAUUUUAUUUAUUUUUGGAUCUGCAUUGCUUUUUGUAAGAAAUCUUAGCAACAAAGUACCGCCACACAUAAUGCGUUUCAUGAAGCCUUGGCAAUAACAAUAUGAAUUGGGAGAAACUAGCAUCAAGAGUUCUAUACAGUAUGUACACUUUGAAACAAAUGCCCAUUAUGAAUGCUUAUGAAAGGCCCCUUACUAAUUAAAAACAGAAUCCCCAGGGAUCAGACAUUUAACUAAUGAAAGCUGUAUUCUAAUAAAAAUGACUCAUUUAAUUAUAAGCAAUGAAUACAUUUCCUGGUGUGGGUGGGGGCAUCUCAUAAUCAAAGUAGAGCCAUCACUUUAUCCUGCUUCACCCCCCCCCCCCUCCCACACACAUACAGACAAAAAAAAAAGCUAAAUAAUAUUGAAUACAUUUAGUCUGUAAAACAUUCAGGUUAAAUUUGAUUCAAAAUAACUACAACAAAUAGGCCACAAAAAUAUGUAAAUAUUAUUUAGUGAUAUAGAGUACUGUUAAGGGAUGUGUGUUAUUUAUUCACAACUCAGUAAGCUUGCUAUAGCAUGUCAUAUUGAUAGCUGAAUAUGUCGACUAUCAGAAUGAAGGUAUUGAAAAAGUACUUAAAUACGGGUCCCAGCUGUUGAUGUAAAAAAGAAAGAAAAAUGAAACUUAAUGAUGGAUCAAAAUCCUAUUGGGAAUUAGCUAAUGAGCUGGCCAAGAACAUUACUAUUCACGUUAUUCAAAGACUCUCUUUCGCUACCACUUCUGCUGUACUUCUCUUUAAGUACAAUACAGCUAAACCACCUGAGUGUAACCAAUAACUUGCCCCCCCUACAACACUGCCCCGAGUAGACAUAGGACAUGCCCCAUUUCUCCAGCUGUACUCCAGAGAAGACAUGAAAAAGAAAUCUGUAGAGGCGACAUGGAGACUUUUAACUUUUUAGUUUUAAAACGAUAUGCAAAGUAAUUCAAAGAAGAAGAAUACAUUAUUUAGGGAAAGUGUCAUAGUUCAGACCCAUACCAAGGUGCUCUUUAAACAUGUCUGUGUGGUCCAGUGGUUAAAGAAAUGGGCUUGUAACCAGGAGGUCCCCGGUUCAAAUCCCACCUCAGCCACUGACUCAUUGUGUGACCCUGAGCAAGUCACUUAACCUCCUUGUGCUCCGUCUUUCGGGUGAGACGUAGUUGUAAGUGACUCUGCAGCUGAUGCAUAGUUCACACACCCUAGUUUCUGUAAGUCGCCUUGGAUAAAGGCGUCUGCUAAAUAAACAAAUAAUAAUAAUAAUAAUAAUAAUAAUAUACUCAGUUGUUUCCCACGUUAUUAGGGAAUCAGAAUCUGGGGAUUUAGGGAGGAACUUGUCCCUUUGUCUUUACUUCCAUACACCAUACUUAUAUUUUUUUAUAUUUAUACUGUGUAUGCUGUGUAGACUGUGUUUCAUGAUACAUGAUUAUUGUUGUGUGUUGCCUCAGUAGAAGUCACAUACUGUACAUGGCAAGCUGUGUACUGAGAAUAGCUUACUUCUCACUG